Molecule: messenger RNA, 2468 nt
Organism: Klebsormidium nitens
Lineage: Eukaryota; Viridiplantae; Streptophyta; Klebsormidiophyceae; Klebsormidiales; Klebsormidiaceae
Source: the annotation of a GenBank genome assembly
UAGAAGGCUGCUGCCCUCGACUGCCAGCGAGGUUCGCAGCAAGCGCGUCUCCUAGAAAGCGCCCUGUGCUCUAAUGGCCUUUUCACACUGCACUGGUGCUCCCCGUUCUCUGUUUCUCAUGAGUCAUGGUCCUGACCGGGUCUCGGACUUGCAGGACCUUUCUUGAGAUCAGACCGGUACACGUGAGUGUGAAGUCUCCGAAAUUUAACCACACUGACUCGAUCUGUCAAAUUGCACGUUCAACUUCACAGUCUGCAGAAUCUGAUCAGCUGCCGAAGCUCUCCCUUGAGCCUGAGGUCCGCAUUGCAUGCCGUCUUCUCUUGUUCUCCUAUCGCCCUUGAGCUGCGCAGCAAUAAUUCCGUCUGUGGUUGCAAGAGAGUGCCCACGAUGGGCUUCAUUGAUCCACAUUCCUUUGCGGAUGUGGACCAGCCGCUGGUCAAGUCGGUGGCCCUGGAGCUCCGCCUAGAUUUUGACAGCAAGACCAUCAACGCGACCGCAGACUACGUCCUCAAGAGUGCAGCCAGCGGCACCCUCGACUUUGACACGCGUGACCUCGGUGUGGAAGCAGUCACGGGGGAGGGGGGCGAGAGUGUGGCCUUUGACACGGACCACAAGGAUGCCAUCAAAGGACAGCGCCUGCGGAUGCACCUCCACGGUUCCCGGCUGUUCAUCCGCUACCGCAUCCCCCCCUCCGCCAGUGCGCUGCAGUGGCUGGAGCCGGCGAUGACAGCGGGCGGCAAGCUUCCGUUCGUUUUCACACAGUGCCAGCCCAUCCACGCGCGCUCCCUGUUCCCCUGCCAAGACACCCCCGCAGCCCGCAUCUCAUACGCGGCCAGGGUGGAGGUCCCAAAGGAGCUGCACGUGGUGAUGUCAGCCGUGCACCUGGGGCGGGAGGAGAGGGGCGCCACUGCGUUUGAGGUGUUUGCCACGGAGGAGCCCAUCCCUCCGUACCUCUUUGCAUUUGCGGCGGGCGAGCUGCAGCGCCAGGACCUCGGCCCGCGCUCCGCAGUGUACGCUGAGCCCAGCAUGCUGCAGGCGGCCGCGCGCGAGUUUGAGGACGUGGAGGCCAUGAUCAGCGCAGCGGAGGCCCUGUUCGGGCCAUACAAGUGGGGCCGCUUUGACAUGCUGCUGAUGCCGCCCUCGUUCCCGUACGGCGGCAUGGAGAACCCGCGCAUGGCCUUCAUGACGCCCACGCUCAUCACAGGCGACAAGUCGCUCGUCAACGUUGUGGCGCACGAGCUGGCGCACAGCUGGACGGGCAACCUGGUGACCAACGCCACCAUGGACCACUUCUGGCUCAACGAGGGCUUCACCGUCUACGCAGAGCGCCGCAUCCUCGAGGCCACCGAAGGCCCCGAGCGCGUUGCGUUCCACGCCGCCAUUGGCUACGCGGGCCUGCUCGAGGAGCUCGAACGCUUCGGGCCCGACUCCGAGUACACCAAGCUGCGCAUGAACCUCGAGGGCGUGGACCCGGACGACGUCUUCUCGGACGUCCCCUACGAGAAGGGCUUCCUCUUCCUGCGCCACCUCGAGACCGCCGUUGGGCGCCCCGCCUUCGACGCCUUCCUUCAGGCCUACAUCGCGCACUUCCAGUUCCAGUCCAUCGACACCGCCACCUUCCUGGCCUUUCUCCACGCGCGCCUGCCCGGCUUGCCCCCCUCGCUGGACCUGCCCGCCUGGAUCGACGCCCCGGGCCUCCCAUCCAACGCGCCCGUGCCGCGCUCCGCCGCUCUCGACAAAGUCAAAAGCCUGGCCGCGGCGUUCCCCAGCGGGGCGCGCCUCUCGGAGGAGGACCACCGCGGCUGGCAGUACCUGGAGUGGCAGACGUUCCUGGACGCGCUGCCCAAGCGGCUGCCCGCGGCGGACGUGGCGUGGCUGGAAGACCACUUCCAGCUGGCGGCCGCGCCCAACCCCGAGAUCCGGAUCACCUUCCUCGUCAUCGCCGCACACUCCGACUACCAGCCCGCCUUCCCCGCCAUCCACGAGGCGCUGCUCACCCUGGGGCGCAUGAAGUACCUGAAGCCACUGUACGCUGGCCUGCUUGCGGGGUCGCCGGACGGCCACGCCCUGGCCAGCCGCACUUUUGCCACCGCGGCCCCCAAGUACCACCCCAUUGCGCGCACGGUCAUCCAGGGCCUCCUGGACAAGGCUGCCACAAGGUGACAGCCAGAUGGUGGGCGCGGCGCAACAGCUUGCCGGGGGCCAGCGGGCAUCGCGGAGGCACAAGCCGCCUCCCAACGGCGUGGAUUAACGAUUGAGGGCCUAGGGUCAGCCAAGAAAAACAAUUGUCAAUAAAAAGGCAUGUGGAGGUCAUGCCACCGGUUUGGAGCAGGCUUAUGACGAGACCUUCAUUACCCGUUGUUAUGGCACGCUAUUAGUUGGUCGUCCGAUGAUUGGCCCAAUGUGGUCAGAUACUCCAGGCAGAGGCCAAAAUUUGACCAAUGCCUGAGGCGCGGCUCACAGGCCGC